Messenger RNA from Cercospora beticola, 4782 nucleotides. RefSeq lists its product as uncharacterized. The record is from RefSeq and is a predicted model, not a curated record. Gene Ontology annotation, molecular function: protein binding. Lineage: Eukaryota; Fungi; Ascomycota; Dothideomycetes; Mycosphaerellales; Mycosphaerellaceae.
GUUCGCCUCGCGCUGUCGCUCUCUCCUCCCUCUCACCACCACCGCCAUCCUCUCCUUCCCUCUCACCGCCUUCAUCGCAGCCCGUCUCGCGCGACUGCGCCAUAGUGCUCGCGGUCUUUGCUGACUUAAGUGCUGUUCUCUCUUUCAGGUUCUUCUCUACUGAUGCUCACACAACAUCCACCGGCAUGAGCAUGACAGCAUAGCGCACACCCACACUGACUGCUAGAAUGGACGCCGACGACGAUAUCGACGCGAGCAGCGACUCGUCCGACUUUUACAGCGCAGAACCCGCCGCUCCCAGCGAUGCGCAACCCCGGGCGCAAACGGCGCCAGACGCGAACAUUGUCGAUUCCACAGCGCCUGCUGUUCUUCCUGGCAGCAAUGGUGACAUAGUCGCCGACGCUCCUGACGCGCAGGAAGAUGCGAUCGCGACACGCGAUGGAGAUGAUCAGGAUUCCUCUUCCGAAAUGGAUCUUUCCGAUGAGAGCAGGCCUCCGACGCCUGCGCACAAGGACGCGCCCUCGUCUCCUUCUGCCACGGAAAAUGCCAUUGCUGAGCCACCAGCAAGCCAUCCCGGAGCCAAGCGCAAAUUGAGUGACGUCGAGGAGAGCGCGGACGGAGAGGUACAGGUCGCUGACGACCAGGCCAAAAAGCAGAAAACAUCCCCUCAGCUGCCCCAGCUCUCUCCCGCAAUAUGGCAGCGCAUUUUCUACUUGCUGCCACCUGCCAUGCUCUGCCGAUGCUUGCGCGUGUGCAAGGACUUCAAUCGUUUUCUAACCGAAAUGAAGGCGCCUCAGGCUCCACAGAAAGAUAAGUUCACGGCGCGCGUCGUCGAUAGUGAAGCGAUUUGGAUACAGUCCCGGAAGAACUAUUUCCCACAGCUACCACGGCCGCUACGCCAACAUAGCGAGCUGGACAUGUUACAACUGGUAGGUGGGCAGGCCUGCCAGUUCUGCGGCAAAUUGCCCUCUCCUGUUCCUGCAACAUCCGUCUUCAAUUGUGGCCCUGGAACAGAUGGUGUGCGCGUAAUAUUUCCAUUCGCCGUAAGGACAUGCGGGGCCUGUAUCGAGCCUCUGCUGCGCAAAGAUGUCCAGCUUCUGACCGACUCUACAUCUGCACGCCUACGGCUUGGGAUCGCACACGCGUUCCGCAAUGAGGAAUCCCAUUUCGUAACGGAGACUGUGCGCCAGAUACCGCCAGGCAUACCCGGGAGUCUACGUUUUUCCAAAGUGUACUACCAGCCUCAGCUUGCGGCCAUCAAGCAGGAAGAAGACGACGCCCAACAGCUGGGACAGGGCGCUGCCGACGAGUGGCGCAAAGGUCUGUACAACAAAGGCAAAGACGCCAUGGCAGAUUCCGCUCGAUGGGAGAAAUGGGAGGCGCAGCUUCGUCUCGGCGCAAACCUCGCCCAUGUGCUCAGGGAGUAUGAUUUGUCUUCUUUCCCACAACAUGUCCAGGCCAUUCAGAGUAGUUCUGCCGGAGCGAGCACUUUUCAGUCAUCGUCGACGACGAUGGCCAACGGACCACACCCCCUACCUCAACCAGUCCACGUUUUUCACAACGGAUAUCCUCCACAAUUCCCACAGUACCAGCAGCUAUCCAGGCCGCCUUUGCCCCAGCAACAUCAGCUUCCAUUCCCACCUCCGCUUCCCUUCGCUCCGCAUCAGGCGCCUCACAGAGUGGUCCGCAAUCCACAGGAGGUUGAAAGCGCACGCCAGGCGCGAAGAGCCGAGAUCGAGCGUCGAUGCAAAGAACUUGAGCCGCCGGUGGAACCCAACGUGCUGCAGCACAUGGAGUCAUUCCAGGCCGCGAUGCAGAUUACCACACCGUUGACGGACGCCGCCUGGGACAUGUUGAAACCCAGGAUUCUUGCACAGAGGGAAAGUGCCGAGCUAGCGGAACACAUGAGAGCUUCACAACUUGCCGCGCUGCAGGCUGCCAUGCCGUCUGUCAUGUCAGAGGACAUCAUUUCCAGACCAGCAAAGGAAGUUUAUGAUCGCGAGUACGAAGACUCGCAGCUGCCACUCCGUAAGCGGCUAGGUGAGUAUGCUGAUGAUCUGAUCAAUGGUCAUUGGGGCGGUGGCAAGAUGCUUGGGAAAGACAACGUUCCCAUCUUCGCCAUUCAUGUCCUGCAGCACGUACGUCAACGUUACGUGCAGGACAAGGAACUGGGCCUUCUCGCUGAUUUGGAGACGACCGGAUCGAAGAAACUGUCCAACGGGCAGACGACUCCGCAGCCAGCUCCGUUUCUGUCUCUCGACAAUAUGAAAUGGGUUUACGACAACAAAGUAAGGUCAUUCACGGACGUGCAUCGCAAAGAACAUUUCAUUUGUGCUGGGUGCGACGAGGAGAAGAAACCCAAGUGGUUCGCUUUUGAAGGUCUGAUUCAGCACUAUGGAGCAAAACACACCACUGCCUUCAGUAAAGGCAAUAUCGUCGUACAUUGGCAGACUGCCGAGUGGCCGGACCCCCCACCAUUCCAUACCAAUCCUGCACAUUGGCUGAAGAUGGACCGAAGAGCAUCGGAGUUCAAAAAGGAUCACCGAGCGAGAAACACGCCUCAAGGGACCCAUGGCGGUUCUUCUCAAGCUUCAGCGAACGCCCUCCCCAUGCCUCAAAAUACGCACAGCCCAGUCGCGGUGUUUGGCUCUCACAGCUCGGCAUACCCAUAUCAGGCUUAUGGGCGAACCGUCUCGCAGACCCCGCAGACUUCGUCUAACGGCUAUCACAUACAGUCUCCAGGCUCUUUGAACGGUGCGGCCCAUGGAGGCAGCCAGGAGACACAGCUCUUGAAGCUCGCAAGUGACUCUCGCGAGGUUUGGGACACGCUCGAGGGUGUCAAAGAUCUGCUGGAGAGCAUCCAGGUGCAGACUGUUCUUCACCACGCUGUCCUUCGAUUUGGGGAGCGAUUUCAUUACAAACCAACGCUUGAUAUGCUGACGGACGCUUUGGCAACGCACAACUCGAUGCGCCCGUUGAAGAACGUCACAGGUCUUGCUUGCAAAUCUUGUGUAGCGGCUGGGCCAAACUCGCAUAGUUCCUCGUACUGGACGCGAAUCAGAGCUGCCAAGUUCUUCAAUACCUCGUCCUUGAUCACUCACUUCAAGCUCAUACACCAACCACACGACAAUAUCGGUCCACUGGAUUGGGUCAAGGACAUGAUUGAAGUGCCGGAGAGGCAGAUACUCAACCAGCUUCUCCGUACUCCGGGCAUGGACGAUGGGAAGCUGUCGCUUAUAGCCGCGGCCUUCCCAUCUACGUUCCCGAUGCCGUUGCCUAAGAUUGGUCACAUCACUGAGGACGAGUCACGAAAACAAGUAAGCAAUGCUCCAGUACACAGCCUCCUGGAGCGACUCGGCAAAAAAUCGAAAGCCCAAAGCAAGAAAAAGAGCCAGAAAGGUGCGAAUGGUGUGCAAGAUCGUGAUAGUUCCAAUGAGCCAUUGCCGGAGCCGAAAGAAGACGAGUAUGACCCAUCGCGCCCCGCGCUUGUCCAGUCACAGACACAAUUAUUCGAUCCAGCACAGUUUGACACUGAUGCCCGCAAGACGUCAACCCCCGCCACAGCGGUGGCUCAGGCUCCUUCAGCAAGCAUCGAUUUGAAUCCAGAAACAAUCUCAAUGCUCCAGAACCUAGCACAGUUCUCUAAAGAGACCUCAACACCGAAUGGCAACCGUGUGAGUAGAAGUCCAUCGGUUGGUCGCGCAGAGUCAGCAUCAGGACCCAAGCCGACAGACUCUCGUUCGAGUGCAACGCAGAAUGGCCAACCGGAUAUCGCAGCUAUCUUGGCGGCUUUGACGGGGCAAAGCCAAUCAGUUGCGCCAUCCAUUCCCGAGGCAGCCAGAACGGACAGUAUACCUCGCCCAGCCAUGGUCGAUGCAUGCGCCAGCGAGCGCCAGGAGGUACGAUCGCGCCCAGACAUCGGAGCACGCAGUUCAUCGCAACACUACAAUGCACCUGUCCCGGUGCCACGUCCAGCGCCUGCAUCCUCGGAUGUUCACGAAUUGCAGGCGGCGUUAUCCCGAAAUACCAGACACUUCGACCAAAAUCAGCGCCCUUCGCACGCGGAGCGCACAUAUUCAAACGGGCCCCAGCCUCAUUCCCAGCCCGCACCACAAUACCAGUACAUCUACGAGCAUGACCAUGCAUAUGGUCAAGCACCUCCUCCGCACACGGCUGUGUACAGAGAAGUUGGUGCACCGCAAUACGUCCAAAUAUCGGAGCGCGAUUACGUGCCGCAUGGCUAUCAGUACGAGCGGCCAGCACCGAAGCCGCUGUAUGUGGACCAGUAUGGCAGGCCGCUGAUCCCCAUCGAUUCCGCACCGGCACCAAUACAAUACCUGCCCAACCCAUAUGAACAGCAACAACAUGGAAGACCCCAAGAACACACUGUUUAUGCUAGUAUAGCUCCACAGCCACACCUCCAGCCAUUCAGCGGUGUUGGUCAACCCGUUUACUACGAGCAGGCUCCCGGCCCUGUGCCAUCUCGCUAUGCGUACGACGAUCGUGCUUCUGUGGGACGCCCGUGAGGAGGCCCUUCCUUUUGAAGGGACCAAGCAUGUAAAAACAUCCUGCGAUGUCAGCAGAACACUGUAACAGGAACAAAAAUAGCAAUGUUGUAAUGUUGCGAGGCGUGAGCAGUUUAGCGCUUCAAAGCCGCCAGCUUCAGGAACUUCAUAGCUUUGGCUUGGCAUUCGACCUUGACUUAGCAUUUUGGUCUAUUGUAAAACAUGGCCUGGUUCUCAUCGUUUUGUAGAGCACACACAACAAUCAUCAACGUCGAAC